AUGACAGUACCUAAAGCGGUAACCCUGAGCUACACUCGGGCUUACCAUGCGGUGUUGCUCAGGGAGUCCCUGCAGCACUUACCUUGUCCUUCGCUCCCGCGAUGUGUCCCCUGCAGCGUCCCCGGCCAUCUCCUCCAGCCGAUGCCGGCAUCCGGCUUCUGUGUUCCGGUCCCUGUGAUGUCGGGACGUACGGGCGCUGGAACCGGCGGCAAAUUUUAAAUUUUUAAAAAAUUUCAUUUUUUUUAAAAUGAUUAUUACAUAUGCUUUGUCCUGUGCCCUGCCUGCAUUUUGACUGUUCUUUCUG
Messenger RNA from Staurois parvus, 304 nucleotides. The record is from the annotation of a GenBank genome assembly. Lineage: Eukaryota; Metazoa; Chordata; Amphibia; Anura; Ranidae.